AUGGUCAAGCGCGUACUUGUAGGAUACGGCAUCGAUGUGGAUGCGGUGAGUGGCUGGAUCAACACUGAAGACGGCCAUAUACCUGAUCUCACCGAUAUAUCGCGUGGUAUCUUCGGUGCUACCGCAGGAAUUGACCGGCUUCUGAAAUUAUGGGAUAAAUACAACAUCAAGACCUCAUGGUUCAUCCCAGCUCAUUCAAUCGAGUCGUUCCCGGGUCAAAUGGCAAAGAUUCGCGAUGCCGGGCAUGAGAUUGGUCUGCAUGGAUACACCCACGAGCACGUGGAUAUGUUAACCGAGCAGCAGGAGCGCGAUGUGCUCGCAAAAUCAAUUGAAGUGGUGACUGCACUCACUGGAAAGCAUCCGAAGGGGUGGACUGCACCGUCUUGGAGAACAUCAAGCCGCAGUAUCAGAUUGUUAGAAGAGUUCGGCCUGGAAUAUGACCACUCAUUCAUGCAUCAUGACUCCCAGCUCUACUACGUUCCCUACAACUCAGGUGAACUAGUAGCCACCGACCUCUCGAAACCUGCCGAGCAGUGGAUGAAGCCCAUGGGAAAGCUAAAGACAAGCAAGAUUGUCGAAGUGCCCGCGAACUGGCAUUUAGAUGACUGGCCACCAUUCCAGCUAACGGAAGGCCCCUCCCACGGAUACGUGGACCCGGAUGUUAUUGAAAGGCUUUGGAAAGCGCAAUUUGAUUAUCUCUAUCAAGAGUAUGAUACAUUUGUGUUCCCGAUAUCGAUUCAUCCUCAGGUCAGUGGGAAGCCUCAGGUACUUAUGCUUCAUGAGAGGCUUAUUGAAUAUAUCAAUUCGCAUGAGGGGGUGGAGUGGUGUACAUUUGAGCAGAUGGUUAAGGAGUUCAAAGAGGGCAGAAUUGAGGGAUUCCAGGUAGAGGGUGGAGUUGAUUGA
Messenger RNA from Penicillium cataractarum, 903 nucleotides. RefSeq names its product polysaccharide deacetylase family protein. Lineage: Eukaryota; Fungi; Ascomycota; Eurotiomycetes; Eurotiales; Aspergillaceae. Gene Ontology annotation, biological process: carbohydrate metabolic process. Gene Ontology annotation, molecular function: hydrolase activity, acting on carbon-nitrogen (but not peptide) bonds. Bases 1 to 903 code for a protein of 300 amino acids. The transcript is spliced from 4 exons. The record is from RefSeq and is a predicted model, not a curated record.